This is a messenger RNA of Debaryomyces fabryi, 1596 nucleotides long. RefSeq names its product putative GTPase (gene NOG2). The transcript has 2 exons. Lineage: Eukaryota; Fungi; Ascomycota; Pichiomycetes; Serinales; Debaryomycetaceae. Gene Ontology annotation, cellular component: nucleolus. Bases 1 to 1596 code for a protein of 531 amino acids. The record is from RefSeq and is a predicted model, not a curated record. Gene Ontology annotation, molecular function: GTP binding.
AUGGGUACUCAGAAGAAAGAAAAGUCUAGAAGGGUGAGACAAAAUGAUGUGAGAGAUGGUAACCUUCGUGUUAAAGGUGAAAAUUUCUACAGAGAUAGUAAGAAGGUUAAACAUUUGCAAAUGUAUAAGACAGGUAGAGCUGUUCGUAACGCUAAGGGAGAAAUAAUACAGGCUGCUGCUUUACAAAGUACUGACUUACCUACAGCACGUGUGGAUCCAAAUAGAAAAUGGUUUGGUAACACCCGUGUUAUAGCACAGGAUGCUUUGAGUCACUUUAGAGAAGCUAUGGGUGAUAAGAAAAACGAUUCAUACCAGGUUUUGUUGAGAAGAAAUAAAUUGCCUAUGUCAUUACUUGAUGAAAAAGAUCAAACUGAAUCUCCUACUCUGAAAAUUUUAGAGACCGAGUCGUACGAACAAGUUUUUGGUCCAAAGCAACAGCGUAAGAAGCCAAGAUACUUAGCAGCAUCUAAUUUAGAAGAAUUAGCACAGUUGACGGAAGCAGAUUCUAAAACCUUCGAAGAAAAGCAAGAGUUAGAUUCUACGUUAGGCUUGAUGGGUGGCUCGAUUUUGGAUAAGGAUGACUUCACUCAAGAGGCUAAAGAAGCCAUUUUCCACAAAGGUCAAUCCAAAAGAAUCUGGAACGAGUUAUAUAAGGUUAUUGACUCCUCUGAUGUGGUUAUCCAUGUGUUGGACGCUAGGGAUCCAUUAGGAACCCGAUGCGAAUCAGUUGAAAAGUAUAUCAGGGAAGAAUGUGCUCAUAAGCAUUUGGUUUAUGUUUUAAACAAGUGUGACUUGGUACCAACUUGGGUUGCAGCUGCAUGGGUGAAGCAUUUAUCUAAGUCAUACCCAACUUUGGCAUUCCAUGCUUCCAUUACCAAUUCUUUUGGUAAGGGAUCAUUAAUUCAAUUAUUGCGUCAGUUCUCGUCAUUGCAUUCAGAUCGUAAACAAAUUUCGGUUGGUUUUAUUGGAUAUCCAAAUACCGGAAAAUCAUCGAUUAUCAACACGUUACGUAGAAAGAAGGUUUGUACCGUCGCACCAAUACCCGGUGAAACAAAAGUCUGGCAAUAUAUUACUUUGAUGAAGAAGAUAUUUUUAAUCGAUUGUCCUGGUAUUGUUCCUCCCUCUCUGAAAGAUAGUGAAUCUGAUAUCUUAUUUAGAGGUGUUGUCAGAGUUGAGCAUGUUUCGAAUCCUGAGCAAUAUAUUCCAGAUAUGUUGAGUAAGUGUGAACGUAAGCACUUAGAGAGGACUUAUGAAAUUAAGGGAUGGGCUGAUUUUGAAGAAAAUCCGGAAUUGUUAGAAACUGCUAGUACUCAAUUCAUAGAAUUAAUCGCAAGAAAACAUGGUAGAUUAUUAAAGGGUGGUGAACCUGACGAGAGUGGUGUUUCCAAGCAGGUGUUAAAUGAUUUCAACAGAGGUAAGAUUCCAUGGUUUGUCCCUCCUCCAAAGGACGAAGAAGAAAAGAGCGGUGAAGAUAAAAAAGCAUCUUAUAAGAGAAAAAGAGCUGAAAGAGAGGAGAAGAAAGAAGCUAAUGCCAAGAAGCAUAAAGUUGAAGCAACCGCAGCUGAUAGUGGUGAAUGGGAAGGAAUUAAAGAUUAA